Molecule: messenger RNA, 2124 nt
Organism: Plutella xylostella (diamondback moth)
Lineage: Eukaryota; Metazoa; Arthropoda; Insecta; Lepidoptera; Plutellidae
Source: RefSeq, a predicted model, not a curated record
AAACUCCGAAAACUUCUACAUCCUACACCUAACUUCACUUUUAUUAUUGUUAUUAAUUAAUUAUAUUAUUGAAGUAAAUAAAUAGCUCAUCUGCUUUCCAGUUCCACUACCUAACAGUAAUGGCCAAAUUGUAAACGAUGAAAAGUCCAAAACGAACAUACCCUACGCAAAGUCAGAUAGCAAAACUCAUAAGACUUAUUGCAGAGAACCCCCAAUUGGUGAGCUAUAAGGCUUCUCAGGAUUUUAACUACCAGGACUCACAACGUCUGUGGCAAUUCAUCACCAACCAAUGCAACGCACUGCCUGGCGCCAGGAAAACAUGGAAACAGUGGCGAAGAACAUUCCAUGACAUAAGAACUAAAUCAAAACGAAGACAAAAAGAAAUGAAUGGUGAAAUACCAUAUUCAGCUCGGAAAUUCAGUCCAUUGGAACAGGAGCUGCUGGGCUACAAUCUGGAGUUCAGCACCCAGGCCGCCAUGAGACCACGAGACCAUGAACAAGAUACGCUAGAAACUAAUUACACUGAAGACUCAAACUCAGAUGAAACACAAUCACCUCCUGAAACAAAAACCUUCCAAAAGCACAGAACAGUACGGAAAAUAAUUAAUAAGCGGAGAACAUACUCUACAAAUCAACUCAAUAGUUGUCUUUCAAGCUGUGAUUUCCUUGCAACACAGGAGCAGGAGAAAAUUAGAAUAAAAGAGGAUUAUUUAAACUUCAAAAAGGAUUAUUUUAGAGAAAAAUUGAAGGUUUUGAAAGAGCAAACUGAAGCACUGAAAAGUAUUGCUAGGAAUCUUGCUAAGUAAUUAGAAUUUUUUAUGGCUUUUAAGUGAAUAGAAUAGGUAUAUUUUUAUAUUUUAUUUGGAAUAUUUCAAAAUAUUCAUUAAGUAUAAUUAGUUAAUACAGCAAACGAUACAGUUUUUGUAUUCUAAGUUCUAGUUCUAACACGGGCAAAGUUCAGGUGGAAUUCGUGCUAGAAGUGUGUUUAAUAAUGAAGUUAAUGAAUGAAUAUUGCAAAAUGCAAGUCGACUGCUGCUAUUUUUAUUGCCAGUUAUUUAAAAAUGAGUAAGGUCAUUCUUCUGAAGAUAAAUUUGUUUCACAGACUAUAAAUUAGGUGUCAGUGUCGUGUCAGCAGACUAAUAUUUUACAACUCAAGGAGUGAGCGAUGAGUGACAGUGCUAAACAAAACACCAAAGUAAAUAAAAUAAAACAUGUUUUAUUUUUAUCAAUUUCCAUAGGUGUUUAUGUAGUUAUUUUAACUUCAGAGUGCUCGAGUGAUAAAAUACAAUUUCUUCUCAAUUAUUUAAAAUAUAUAAAAGGAAUAGACAGCUGAAUUAGUUUUUUAUUUGUUACUUCUUUAUCUACUUCAUUUGCGAAAAUAAUGAAUACUUAAAGGUAAUUGUAAAUGAUGGAUACAAACAAAACGGUUUACACCACGCAAAUUCAGAAAAGGAAACUUAUUAGACUUAUCACGCAGAACCCCCAGUUGGUGCACUUUAAGGCAUCCCAGGAUUUUAACUUUAAGGACUCACAACGAUUGUGGAAAUCCAUUACUAACCAAUGUAAUGCACUCCCCGGGGCUAGGAAGACUUGGAAACAGUGGCGGAAAACAUUUCAGGAUAUUAGAGCUAAAGCGAAAAUACGGCAAAAAGAAAUGAACGGGGAAAUACCGGCAUCAGCCAGAUUCUUCACUCCGUUGGAGCAAGAGGUUAUGGGGUACACAUUGGGAAAAGGCAGCCAGGAUUUGUCUGAAUCUCAAGAACAUGACCUCUACACUUCAAAACAAGAACAAAUGAUGCUAGAGACUAAUCACAUAGAAGAAAUAAACUUAGUUGAACUGCAAACCGAUGAAACAAAGUCACCAUCAAAAGUAACCCCAAAGCAAAGAAUCAUUCAAAAAAUGUCAAAUGCAUCAAGGUCUCGUAACAAGAAUAAUUCCAAUAGUUACAAUGAUCCAAGCUAUGAUUUACUCGCUACUCUAGAACAGGAGAAAAUAAAGAUAAAAGCAGAUUAUUUAAGUUUUAAAAAGGAUUAUUUGAGUGAAAAGCUGAAGCUUAUGAAAGAACAAACUGAGGCAUUGCAAAGUAUUGCUAGAGAACUUGCAAAAUAAAGUAAAGAUUUACU